AUGGUGGAUGCUACCGUUUUCUCCGUGGAGCUGCACGGGCUGGCUCGUGAGGCACUCUUGGAGCGAUUUCGGGCAGUUGGUCAGGAGGGCGUUCUCCUGUUUGCCGGAGGGGGAGAUCCUCUGAGACACGACACAGACCAUGAGGACGUGUUCCGACAAGAGAGCACCUUCCACUACCUUUUCGGAGUCCGCGAGCCGGGCUUCAUGGGAUGUUUGGAUCUCGAGUCGGGGGCCGCUACGCUCUUCGCACCGCGCUUGCCGCCAGAGUAUGAACUUUGGAUGGGCAAAAUCAACGGCUGCGAGGAGAUGAGAGAGCACUACGGAGUCGAGGAAGUGGUCUACAUGGACCAGAUUGCGGAGUGGUUUAAAAGCCGCGCGCCCAGCAAAGUCUAUCUGCAGCGCGGGGUGAACUCCGACAGCGGCAACGAGGUCGCCCCCGCCAAGUUCGAGGGCCUCGAAGCCUACGAUGUGGACACGGCAGCAUUGCAUGCAGCGCCGGGCCUGGCUGAGGAAAAGGGCCGUUAA
Molecule: messenger RNA, 525 nt
Organism: Symbiodinium sp. CCMP2592
Lineage: Eukaryota; Dinophyceae; Suessiales; Symbiodiniaceae
Source: the annotation of a GenBank genome assembly